Messenger RNA from Anopheles maculipalpis, 1251 nucleotides. Its product is annotated as zinc carboxypeptidase-like. Gene Ontology annotation, biological process: proteolysis. The record is from RefSeq and is a predicted model, not a curated record. The coding region runs from base 1 to 1251 and encodes 416 amino acids. The transcript has 4 exons. Lineage: Eukaryota; Metazoa; Arthropoda; Insecta; Diptera; Culicidae. Gene Ontology annotation, molecular function: metallocarboxypeptidase activity; zinc ion binding.
AUGGCAUCGAUCAGUGUAGUGGGGCUUUUUGUCUGCCUUUUGGCAGUUCUUACAUCAGGCUUGGUUGAGGCUAAGCUAACACGAUACGAUAACUACCGUGUGUAUAAGCUUUCAAUUGAGCGCGUGGAGCAGCUGGAGUUGCUGCAACUCAUCGAACAGUUCCCGGAUGGUUAUGCGUUCCUUAGUGAUCCAGUUCAUCUUAAUUCCACCGUAAAGCUGGUGGUUCCACCGCACAAACAAGGGGAGUUUGAGGAGCUCAACAAUAAGUACUCGCUGAAGGGUGAGAUUGCCUUCCCGAACCUGCAGGCCGUAAUCGAUCGACAGCUACGUGGUCGCCGUGAAACGUUCGGCUGGACGGCGUACCAUCCGCUCGAGGAUAUCUACGCAUGGCUGGACACACUGAUUGAGCAGUACCCCGAUGUGGUCACCCCGAUCGUUGCUGGGGAGACUUACGAAGGACGUCAGAUUCGUGGUGUGAAGGUAUCAUACAAGGAAGGCAAUCCGGCCAUCUUUACUGAAGGUUCCAUACACUCACGGGAAUGGAUCAGUGCCGCCACAGUGACAUUUGUGCUGAACGAGUUGCUCACAUCGCAGGAUGAAGCGGUACGCAACAUAGCCGAGAAUUACGACUGGUACAUGGUGCCGGUUGCCAAUCCGGACGGGUACGUUUACACGCACACUACGACGCGGUUGUGGAGAAAAACUCGCUCCCGUCAGAAUGUGCUGUGCUUCGGUGUGGACCCGAACCGCAAUUGGGAUUACAAGUUCAAUCAGGGUGGAACUUCAACGAAUCCCUGCUCGGACACCUUCUCUGGCCCAUCGCCAUUUUCGGAGAUUGAAACGCGCACACUGUCCGAGUACAUUGCCACCAUUCCCAACCUAUCUACUUAUCUCGAUUUCCACUCGUCUGGUCAGCUGUUGAUGGUUCCAUACGGACACACGAGAGAACCGCUAGAUAACUACUACGAGCUGAUGGAAAUUGGAACGAAGGCUGCUGCAAAGCUGGAGGAACGCCACGGUAGUCGCUAUCAGGUUGGAAAUAUUGCCGAGAUUAUCUACAUUGCUUCCGGUAGCAGUUUGGACUGGGUGAAGGGAACGCUGCAAACUCCGCUGACGUUUGCCUACGAGUUGCGUGAUACUGGAGAGUAUGGAUUCUUGCUUCCUCCGGAGCAGAUUAUUCCCACUGCAGAGGAAACUCUGGACUCGAUCAUCGUGAUCUUGGAAGAGGGCAAGGCGUUGGGUUACCACUGA